AUGUAAAACUCUCAAAGUGAUUUGGGCCAACUAGAUCCAUGGUCCUUAUACUUGCCAUAUGACAAUAGAUACGAACUUUAAGGAUGUUGUUUCAAAACCAGGCCUAAUUGGAGAGACAUGAAAGAUAGAACUAUCAUUACAAAUAUUUAAGAUCACGAAUUACCUGAUAACACAAUCAGAACCUGCAAAUAUACUUUAUGGACAUUUCUCCCUUUGAACUUAAUGGAAUAAUUUUCAAAAAUGGCAAAUAUUUAUUUUUUAAUUGUCGGAUAUCUGGAAACCAUCGAUCUAGUUUCAAUUACUGAUGGGUAACCUGUUAUAUGGUUCCCAUUGUUUGUGGUGAUUGCAAUUUCAGCAUUCAAAGACUUCUUAGAAGAUCACAAGAGGUAGAUCUCUGAUCAAGAUGAGAACAAUCGUAUAGCCUUAGUGUUGACACCUUACGGGUUGGUUGAAAAGAAAUGGCAAUAGAUCUUAGUCGGAGAUAUCAUCAGAAUUGAAUAAGGAGAAUAUUUUCCUGCAGAUGUCAUAGUCAUCAAGACUAGUUAAAAAGGGACAUGUUUCAUAGAAACCAAGAAUCUCGAUGGGGAAACCAAUCUCAAAGUCAAGAAAUAACAUAAAGGUCUCUAGUUCACUAGAAAUUUAAAUGAUCAUCUGUUACAAAAAGAGCAUAUCUUAGUCCAUUACGACAAACCGAAUCCAUAUCUGUAUAAAUUCAAUGGUACUAUCACAAUGCCCCCGGAUCACCACAGUGAUGGGGAUUAGUCUAGAGAUUCCAUUAUUAAUUAUGAUGCCGCACAUAGAAAAGUGUAUUAGUUAGAUGAAGUCAAUUUUAUUCUUAGAGGAUGUUCAUUGAGGAACACUCAUUGGAUUUAUGGGUUAGUUGUCUAUACAGGAUUUGACACUAAGAUAAUGUUGAAUUCCACUAAGGCCAGACCUAAGUCAAGUACUUUAGAAUCAUAGAUGAAUUUCUUUAUUAUUCUAGUAUUUUUUAUAUAAUUAGUAAUUUGUUUGUUUUCCGCUCAAUAUUCAGUGUUUUGGUAGUUAGAUAAUUUUAUGGAUAUUCCCUACUUGGAAUUAGACGAGAAUGAUCUUUAAACUAACAUAGUUCUGAGAACAAUGGAAAGAUGGGGAACUUGGUUAUUGAUUUAUACUAAUUUUGUUCCGAUAUCUUUAUUAGUGACUCUAGAGAUGGUUAAAUAUUUACAAGGUAUGAUGAUAGAAAAUGAUAAAUAGUGUAAGUCAUAAAAUAAUAUUACUGAAGUGCAAACUUCGAAUCUUAAUGAGGAGUUGGGUAAUGUCAAGUAUAUGUUCACUGACAAAACUGGAACUAUUACAAAGAAUUUGAUGGAGUUCAAAAACAUAUCAAUAUUUGGUAAAUCCUACGGGAAUGUUUGCAAUAGAAGUUAAAUACUAAACAGUGAUGAUCUAAUUCACAUGCCUUAAGUGACCAAUGUGGAUUUUAGAGACAAACAACUCUUCAAUGAUUUAAGUUAGAAUGACGAUCACUCUAGAAGAAUAGUAGAAUAUUUUAUGCAUCUUACGUUAUGUCACACCGUGUUAGUGGAAUAUGAGUAAGGUCAAAUCAAGUAUAAUGCUUCUUCUCCAGACGAAUUAGCAUUGCUGAUGGGAGCUAAAUUUUGUGGAUUUGAGUAUAUUGGAUCGGAUGAUGGAAUGUAGAUUGUAAAGUAUAAAGAUUAGUCAAUAAAAUAUAAGUUAUUAUAAGUGUUGGAGUUUAGUUCAGCAAGAAAGAGGAUGUCUGUUAUUGUCUAAGAUUAAAAUGAUCAAAUUAUGUUGUUAUGUAAAGGGGCUGAUUCAAUGAUAAUUCACUUGCUUGAUAAAUCCAAUAGACAAAAUUAGGAACUGUUGUCAAUCACUGAGUAACAUUUAGAAUAAUAUGCUGAGAAGGGAUUAAGAACUUUAUUGUUGGCCUAAAAGAAUUUAACAUAGUCAUAAUACGAUGAAUGGAUCAGUAAAUAUAUGUAGGCAGGUUUGUAGACUGUUAAUAGAGACGAAUUGUUGUUACACUUGCAAGAUCAAAUAGAAAACAAUUUGGUUUUGAUCGGUGGUACUGGGAUCGAGGAUAAGUUAUAAGAUGAUGUUGGUAAUACUAUGUAGAAGAUAUUGAAUGCAGGGAUUAAGAUAUGGGUAUUAACAGGAGAUAAAUUAGAAACUGCUAUUAAUAUAAGUUACGCUUGUAAUUUAUUGAAUGAUUCACAAUAAAAAAUUGUAAUUUAAGCAGAUGACUAAUUUGAAGCACAGUUCAAGAUAAAUUAAGGUUUAGAAUUAUUAAAAUCAUAAUUCUAAUUACAUCCAAUAGCUUUGAUUAUUUCUGGUGAUUCAUUAAUUAAUUUGGAUGAAAAGUAUCUCAUUAAACUCAUUGAAUUGGCCAAAUAAUGUCAUACUGUUAUAGCUUGCAGAGUAUCACCCAAAUAAAAGUAAGAAUUAGUGCAAUUAGUGAAGGAUAACAUCUAUAAUAUCGUGACUAUGGCUGUAGGAGAUGGAGCCAAUGAUGUGAAUAUGAUAACAGCAGCCAACAUUGGAAUAGGAAUCAAAGGAGUUGAAGGGAAUUAAGCAGCAAGAGCAGCAGAUUAUUCAAUUGGGGAAUUUAGAAUAUUGCAAUAACUACUACUCUAUCAUGGAAGAGAAUGUUAUAGAAGAAAUCAAGUUCUGGUUGGAUAUAACUUUUAUAAAAAUCUACUUAUUGUAUUACCACACUUUUGGUUCUCAUUUUACAAUGGAUUUUCACCUCUUAAUUUAUAUGAUCCAUGGCUUUAUCAGUUUUAUAAUAUGUUCUAUACGAGUCUGCCUAUAAUGGCGUAUGCAAUCUUAGAUUAGCAAUAUUCAUCUAAAUUUCUAUUAUAAAAUCCAUAGUUAUAUCAAACGAAUAACAAAGUAACAUUACUCACCUUCUUUUUCUGGUUUUGCUCUGGUGGAAUGCAAUCUGCUAUUGUCAUUUAUUCUGUAUUUCCAUCAAUGGAGUAAACCAGCAUUGAUAAAGAAGGGAGGAUCCUCUUUCUUUCAUCUGUAGGCAUGGCUGUAUUCUGUUAUGCAAUCAUAAUAGUGAAUCUGAAGGUCUUUGUUUUCUCUUAUAUGAAUUCUAUUGGAUCUGUGCUCCUCAUAUUUGGAUCUAUCUUUGUAUAUUUAUUAACCUAUAUGGUUCUAUCAUAAUUCACAGAUAAAUUGGAAGUAUCACAUACCUUCAUCCACUUGUUUUCAAAUAUUUAAUUUUACUUCAUUUUAAGUGGAAUAUUAGUGUUAACAUUUGUUUCUGAUUUAGCACUUUCAAGAUGGUCAAUAUUUUCGGAAUAAUAAUUAUUUGAAAUCUAAAAAGUCAGGGAUAUACAAGAACCUGCUUCAUCUUAAAAGUCAAGAUUUGGUAGCACUCCUCCAUCAUCGUUGAUACCUCCUGAUAAAUUCGAGAAUCUAUUCUAAGAUGAUGAUGUCUAUGAAGAUACAUCAGCACUUCUGCCAAUCAGACCAAUUAAAAAUAGAAAAUAUACUGGUUAUGCCUUUGCUUAAUAAGAAAAGAAACUCGAUGAAGCCCUUAGGAAUGCAGAAAAUUGA
Paramecium tetraurelia is the source of this 3564-nucleotide messenger RNA. RefSeq lists its product as uncharacterized. The transcript has 6 exons. NCBI's taxonomy places the organism in Eukaryota, Ciliophora, Oligohymenophorea, Peniculida, Parameciidae. Gene Ontology annotation, biological process: phospholipid translocation. Gene Ontology annotation, molecular function: ATP hydrolysis activity; magnesium ion binding; ATPase-coupled intramembrane lipid carrier activity. Gene Ontology annotation, cellular component: plasma membrane. The record is from RefSeq and is a predicted model, not a curated record.